AUGCCUCGCUCCCGAGUAAUGUCGUUCAUGACCCAAUGGGGUACUCCGUCGAGGAGUUCCACGCCAGAGCCCAAAUCUCAAAUGUCCGAAGACCCUUUCAGCAGCAGCAAACCUGCUAGACCUGCCAAAAUCGAUACCUCCUUUUCCUCCGCUGCGAACAAGGCCGCCGAUGCGCCAGCCUCUCCCUCUCCUAGUACCCAACAGCGUUUCCGUUCGGACUCGCGUUCAGAGCGCACUUCUCGCCCCAUGUCGAUGGUCUACACUCACCAGCCGCCAAUCAUGGAUCUGGCCCAAGAUACGCUGCCAGAGUUGCAGCCAAUUUUCACCUUCCUCAACAGCCACUCCAACAAGCUGUAUCAGGAGGGCUACUUCCUAAAGUUGCACGAUCUAGAUUCUCGUGAGCAGACCCAAGGCAGAGUGUUUCUUCAGUGUUUUGCCCAAUUGGUUGGUACAGUACUCUCAUUGUGGGACGCUGCUGCUCUGGAUGCAGCUGGUGAAGAUGGCGAGGUCCUGCCCACAUUCAUCAAUGUCAGCGACGCUUCGAUUAAGAUGUCGCUUCCAAUGAAUGGAUCAGCAGGAGGUCAGCUCCAGAACGUUCUGAGCAUCUCCACUGCAGCAAACAACCGCUAUCUUCUCCACUUCAACUCCCUCAACUCGCUUACGCAAUGGACCGCUGGCUUCCGCCUUGCCAUGUACGAACAUACAACACUACAAGAGGCUUACACUGGUUCUCUCAUUGCCGGAAAGGGAAAGAUGCUCAACAAUAUCCGCACCAUCAUGGAAAGGAGCAAGUUCGUAAUAGACGACUGGGCACGUGUGCGCUUUGGAGCAGGUACCCCUUGGAGACGCUGCUGGUGUGUCAUUACGCCUCCGAGCGAGAAGGAAUGGGCAAAAUAUCAAAAGGCGCUCAAAAAGCGUGACACAUAUGAUCGCAAGGUCGAGGUCCCUAAAGGCGACAUCAAGUUCUACGAAACGAAGCGCGUCACAAAGAAGACACGGCCUAUCGCUACCAUCAAGGACGCAUUCGCAGCAUACGCCAUCUAUCCUCAGUCCAAGCCACUCAUUGACCAGUCAACGCUUAUCAAGCUUGAAGGCCAAAUCACCAUUCACGGCGCCAGCGACACAACCACAGAAGGCUUCCUCUUUGUCAUGCCGGAAGUGCAUCCUGCAGUCAGUGGCUUCGAAAUGAUGCUUCGCUGGUUGUUCCCUGUCUGGGACGUCUUUGCUCUAUACGGUCGUCCCAAUCGUCUGAUUGCCGACUCUCUUGACCAGCGUGGUUUGAUGUUUGCCAUGCCUCGAGACAGAAGAUAUGGUUAUCUUGACAUCCUGGACAUCUCAGGCCUGAUUCACACAAAGGGCAGUCAAACAUGGUCCGAACAGGACUGGAGAAGAGAGAUGAAGAAAUUGACAUCGCACCGCAUGAACUCCUCCGAAGACACACCUCCACAGGCAAGGGGAAGACGCAACACGCUUUCCCUCAAUCACGGCACGGUCCGCUUUGGCAAUGGCAGCUCCACAGACACUUCGCCAUCACCAGGCAGAGGUUCUCCGGGACCUGGAGAUGGAACUCUUCAGUUUGGUCCUCCACGCCGGGUUGAAACAACGCCGAUGAGCAUGGGCAGUCCGGGCCGCGGACACAAUCGUUCAGCCUCUGACGCGCUCGGAUACAAGCGGUUUCAGACCGAGAACCGCUCUCGACUCUCUUACGAGGCGACCAGCGACCUACAAGACAGGGCGCCCGAGCCGCCAGCCCACGGCGGUCCCCUGUCGGAGAAGAAGAUACCAACGGUGCUCGAACGCGUGCCAUCAGAGGACACGCCGUACGAACAAGAGCGUCGUCUUGAGCCGGCCUUUGAGGAGCUAAAAAUACGAGCGGGCUCCCCUCCAACGGGCCCUGUAGCGUCGCCCCCAAAGCUGAUGCACGGACCCAACGCUCGGCCCACGAACCUCAACCCUGCGCCCGAAUUACGCAGGGCCAAUUCGGCCAUGGACGCCGCGACGCUGCAACAGCUUGCAGAGGCCAGCAAGGCCGGUGCUACACCAUAUCACGAAAAGGAGCAGUUCGACUUUACCGAUGCUUCACGAGAGGUAGCUAGUGCCAACAACGGGACUGAUAGAUCGCCUGCUGACCCCUCGUUUCGCAAUGAAGAGGUAAAUCUUUCUCCAGGACCGACUUAUCAACCAUUGAGUACCCACCGACUGCCCCCCAUCCCUGCAUCGCCCUACAACCGUGCUGUACAACCUGUUGCAGCUCCUGUCAGGUCUGAACCAAACGCUCCUCCUCUUCCACCUCCUGUGCCGUCACACAGCAGCUUUUCACCAGCUGUUCCCGCCCGAAACCUUGCAUAUUCUCCUCCAUCAGCCAUGGCCGCCCCCAUCAGCAGAAAGCCUGUACCUACCUCACCGGAACCUCAACAUGCUGCUCCUCAACCACAAAGCCCUGCUCUCUCUCGAGUUUCGAGCAACGAAAGUCUCCAAAAUGAUAUCAUGCAGCAAGCUCUAUUGGAGCAAAUGCUCCAGCAGUCGCCCGAGCCGGUCAGCAGAGUGGUCAGCCCUGUCAGUAUCCCAGACGACGACUCGGUCGACUAUUCUAGUGUAAAGAGUAUGUCACCGCCAAAGAGAAAACCCAUUGAAAGAAGCCGAACCGGCCGCCUCAAGACGGUUGGCAAUCCCGAACACGAGCCUCAAACACGAAGCCGCUUUGACCCCGAAAAUGGAGUACCCAUCAACUUCGGUCCUACACUGACCUAUAAACCAAACGCUCGACCUUCUACAAGUGGUAGUGUGCCCAUCGAAUCACAGGAGGACCCCGAUCUUGUGCAGCGUCCAUCCUCCCGGCUCACAACACAAAUUGAUAGCAAGAGAAGCUCCUUCCUCGAGACACGCAAGCUAUCAACCGGAGAUAUGAAUCAAGACAGGCGUCGAAGUGUCGCUUGGCAGCCAGCAGCCGCGGCUGGCGAAUCUGUUGAUCAAGGUCUGACCGCCGAGCAAUGGGUGCAAUACCGAGCAUCCCUUGCUGCAGCUCCAAUGACCCAGUCACGAGCCACACCUGUGUUCGGACACACCAGGGAUCCUUCGAAUGCAAAUCGCACAACCAAAACCCCUCCACUCAGUCGUCCAGCAUCUCGUCUCAGCCGUACAUUGUCUGGAGACUGGACGCAACAGCUUAACCGCUUGUCACUUGGCCGUACAGCCUCUGGCGAUUGGGCUCCGUCUCGUCCACACUCCCGUAAUGCGGGUGCGUUCUUGAACCCUCCCAGCCCUGGCAGAACGUUGCAGCUGCAAGGUACAGCUUUAUCGGCUCAUGAGCAGAUGCAAGUCGCUCGAAUGACUGGUGGUUCGAUGAUCAACCUGACUGAGCGGGACAAGCGCAAGGACAUGAACGACUUGGAUGCUCCAGGCUUGGUUGGUGCCAUGGCAGCUCGCGAACGGCAGCGAAACAUUAAAAGAGAAGGGCUCAGGAACAAUGCCGUGCAGCAAGCUAUUGUGGCACGUCAACAGCAGCAACUUCAGAACGAAUUUGAUGCUCAGAUGAGAGCACAGAUCGAGGCUCAAGAGUAUGCUCAGCAGCAGGCCGAGCUCCAGGCUCAACACAUUGCCCAUCAGCAGGCACAGCACUAUGCACAGCAAUAUGCUCAGCAGCAAGCCCAACAGGCUCAGUUCCAGCAACAAAUGGCUCUUCAGCAAGCACAGCAGUAUCAGAUACAGUUGCAAUUGCAGCAGCAACAAGCCCAGGUCAACAAUUACCCGUACGCUAGUGGACCAGGCACGGCUCAACAACGAUCUUCGCAGUACUUGGGACAAAUGAGUCAAGCUGGAUGGAGCAAUGCAGGCUCGCCUCAACCCCAACCGGGUUAUGCGCAGUCAUAUUUUGGUCAGGGUGAUGGACAGUAUAGGCAGCAGAGAAGGUAUUAG
Messenger RNA from Aureobasidium uvarum, 3915 nucleotides. NCBI's taxonomy places the organism in Eukaryota, Fungi, Ascomycota, Dothideomycetes, Dothideales, Saccotheciaceae. The record is from the annotation of a GenBank genome assembly.